Molecule: messenger RNA, 1082 nt
Organism: Hibiscus syriacus
Lineage: Eukaryota; Viridiplantae; Streptophyta; Magnoliopsida; Malvales; Malvaceae
Product: probable BOI-related E3 ubiquitin-protein ligase 3
Exons: 3
Coding region: 81-1013 (310 amino acids)
Biological process (GO): regulation of programmed cell death
Molecular function (GO): ubiquitin-protein transferase activity
Source: RefSeq, a predicted model, not a curated record
ACCUCUAUUGCAUGUCCCUUCUCUCUCUCAGUUUUCGUCCUUAAAUCCCAAAGCAAACCCCAAAUCUUCUUCUUCAAUCUAUGGCAGUUGAAGCUUCGCAUCUCAACCUCUUCUCUCCUCAAUUCUUAGCUACCAGGGAAAUGAUGAUUCCUUUUGAAGCAAACGGGAAUAUGUUUGAAACCCGGAUGGGAUAUGGAGUUCCAUUAUCGACUGCGGCGGCGACACAAGGAUUGCUUCCUUCGUAUAACUCUUUGGUUACCGAUCAAAAGACUGUUGCACCGGCGAUCAAAUCGGAGAGUACUUUGACGUGCAACAAUCUUCCAUUGAAGCGUUCUAGAGACUUAUUUCAAUGGCAGCCCCAUAACAUCAACGAUAUUUCCUUUCAUAUGGAGCAGCAACAGUUUGAUAUCGAUCGCCUUAUCUCACAACAUAUGGAGGAAAUGAGGACGGAAAUAGAAGAGAAAAGGAAGAGGCAGGCCCAGAAAUUAAUGGAAGCCGUUGAAGAAAGAGUAACGAAGAAACUAAGAGGAAAAGACGAGGAAAUCGAGAAGAUUGAGAAAUUAAAUUGGGCGCUUGAAGAAAGGGUGAAAUCACUUUGCAUAGAGAACCAAAUAUGGCGAGACUUGGCUCAAACCAAUGAGGCCACCGCCACUGCCCUCCGGUCCAACCUAGAACAAGUCCUUGCAGCGGCGGCGCAGCAGGUUAAGGUCGGCGAGAGAAACCCUGGUGUCAGAUUACAAACGACUGCCAUGGCAGAUGAGGUUGACGAUGCACAAUCAUGUUGUGACAGCAGUUGGGAGGUGGAGAGACGCACGCUCUUGGGAGCGGCGGGCUCCGGCGAGAAGAAUGGAGACGGCAGCAGGCUAUGCCGGAACUGUGGGGAGGAGGAAUCCUGUGUGUUGCUGUUACCGUGCAGGCAUUUGUGCUUGUGUACCGUUUGUGGGUCUCGCCUUCUUAUUUGUCCAAUUUGUAAAUCUCCAAAGAACGCAAUCCUUCAUAUCAAAAUGUCGUAAAAUAAUAAUGCAUGUAUUUACGGCGUUUAAUUAUUUUUAUACAAUAAAAUAUUAAAAUAUAAUAUACAA